UGACGGCCAGGAUGAAUUGCUGCGGAAGCUGAGCAUGUGAAUUACAUACGUGAGCUUGGGAAUAUGGUAAAAGGUUACUUUAUUAAGUCUAAGAAGAUGCAUAGAUUUGAGAAAAUGAAGCGAUAAAAAAUGAAGAGAAGCUUGAUAUUAUCACACUGUCAGUAAUACUAAUUUACACAGAUAAACAUGGAUGUCAAUGAUCUUGAUUUGAGCCCUGUACAGGAACGGACAAGUCUGUGUGACUCUGAGUCAUCUAGUGUUGCUAACAUGAACUAUUCUGGCCCAGACUCCCCCAACAAGGCAGUCAGAUCUCACUCCAGGGGAGGCUACCACAGUAAAUCCGAUCAGAACAAACCUCCAGAGUCUACAGAGGUGGUGUUCAUCUUCUGUAACAAGCCAUUCAUUAAAUCCUGUACAGGAAUGCUUCGUAUACUUCAGAUUAUUUUAUCAUCGGUGUCCAUGGUGGGCUUGACCUCUUCUUUUGGACAUGAGGAUGUAGACUUUCUCCGGUUACCCCUCAGUUGGCACUUUCGUGUGAUGUUGUUUGUCCUCGUCCUCAGCCUCACCACCACCAUUUUCAUUUGGCUCAUCCACAGCACAGGACUAAGCUACAUGUUACCAGUCAACUGGUACUUCAUAGACAUGGUUGUGUACUCGGUGCUUUCCUUCCUGUAUCUCGUCGGAUCCUCACUGGUGGCCAGUGCUUUUGACUUUUAUCAGAAAAUGGGCAGUGAUGUUCCUAGCUCCACCAUCCACAAACUCAUACUAUGUGUGGUGGUUGGCUAUGUCUGUAUGUUUAUAUACGGUCUCACAGCUCUGAUUGGAUACAGACGAUGGAGAAUACAGCAAAGAUUGUUCAAAAGAAAACGCUUGCUAGAUGAUGAGGAAGAUAUGGAGAUUUAGCCAUAGAAAUCCUUGGAGGAAAAGAACGGAACAGAUGAGGUUUCAAGAUCUAGCCAUGAAAUUAACUCUCCCUCAAACGAAGUUGGGUGGAUUUCUUAUUUUUUUGUUCCAUUCCCCUCAAAUGAAGUGGACAACAACACAUAUGUUACAAUUAGGGUGAAUACUGUUUCCGGGACGAUGCAAUAUUUGAAAGAUAAAAACAAUGGAAAACGGCACUGUGAUGUGAAUAUCAGUUUUGUAAGCAGAUAUUUUUCUGUGGUAAACAACAGAAAAGCAUGUAAGUCAUGCCACUUUUGUAAAGACUGUGGCGAUUUGGUUGCUGGUCAUCCAAGUUAGAUGUCCAUACCUGCCUUUACAGACUUACUGAGAGCUGCGAGAAAAUCAAUGUAACAGCUGGAUUAUCUAUUGCUAAAAUCUUCUUCUUAUGAACCAAAAGUCUUUUCUGAUGGUAAACAUAUCAUUACUACUUUCAGACACUCAAAUGCAUUUCAUGCACCAGAAGCACUGUUUGUUUAAUCAUGAAAUGCUAACAUUUCCAGGGUUUGUACAAGUUAACCAAUUCAAGCAAAGUACAUGUGAUUGCUUGAACUGAGAAUACACAUCCAUUUUUUAGGAUUUGUUUCAGACAGGUCCACUUGUGUUGGUAUUUAAUAUUUUUCUAGCACAAAAACAAAACAGAUAUUUGCAGAAAUGCAGAACAGAUUGUCAAAUUGUGCAUAAAAAAAUAAAAUUCCUAUAUGGAA
This is a messenger RNA of Ylistrum balloti, 1646 nucleotides long. RefSeq lists its product as uncharacterized. Gene Ontology annotation, cellular component: membrane. NCBI's taxonomy places the organism in Eukaryota, Metazoa, Mollusca, Bivalvia, Pectinida, Pectinidae. The transcript is spliced from 6 exons. Bases 187 to 903 code for a protein of 238 amino acids. The record is from RefSeq and is a predicted model, not a curated record.